AUGUCUGUUAAGUUGCUCUGCAAGAGGAAGAGUGUGAGCGCAUACCUCAGCCAGCUGAAGGUGUUCCGCAGCACACGCAGGGAGAUGGACUCGCUGAAGAAAGAACUGGAGGAGGAACUGAAGCUGAGCACAGAUGAUCUGAGGAGCCACGCCUGGUACCACGGGACCCUCACCAGAGAGGCGUCAGUGGCUCUGCUGAGGAGAGAUGGGGACUUCCUGGUGCGUGAGUCCAGUUCAGCUCCAGGGGAUUACGUCCUGAGCUGUUGCUGGAAAAAUGACUCUAUGCACUUUAAAAUAAUCCGAGUGGUUCUGCGACCCAAAAAGGGAUACUCAAGGGAGCUGUUCCAGUUUGAGGAGGAUCGCUUCGAUAGCGUCCCAGCUCUGAUACGCUUCUACGUGGGUGGCAGGCGGCCCAUCUCCAAAGCGUCUGGAGCGGUAAUCUUCCAGCCCAUUGCUCGAACUGUGCCCCUGCGUGUGAUUGGAGAGCGCAGGGAGGAGGGUGGCCACAACGGCAACUCGGGCUGGGCCAAACGGCGCAGCUUCAGCACAGCACAUGCCGACAUGCUGCAAGUGCUCAACCCCCUGCUAAGAAGUGGAAGUCACCCUGCAAACCUGGAGAAUGUGGGCUGUUCAGCAUCACUGCAGUCUGCGCAGUCUGACAGCAACCUGCGCUCAGGUGUCCCACAGAAAAAAGAACAAAGCAGAGUGCCCCCACCUCUCUCCCCAGUGUUCCGUACGGGAAGUGAGCCUUUGCUGAGCCCCCGGACAGGACACUCAAGGCCCUGUCCCCCUGGUGGAGGAGGGACUCUGCGUGGAUCUGAUGGACAGCUGCACCCGCGAGCUCCACCCAAGCCCCUGCGCAUCUCCACCGUGUUCCCCAACGCCGUGCCCCCUCCCCCCACAGACACUGACUGUGACCCCGCCUCCUUCUAUGACGAGCUGGUCAUACAGGUGCCAGAGCGGCCCAGGGGUCAUGUGGAUCGCCUGAGGGCCGAGGAGAAGUGGCAGAGCCGGGCCCACCUCACAGAGACGUCCUUUGGCUUCCUGGAGGCACACAAGAACCAGAACUCCACUGCACUGGUCAACACGCAGGAGGACAGCUGGACGUUCCAACGGCCACAGGUGGAGAGCCAGUCCUGUUUUCAGCUGGAGAAGUUCCAGUCUGCCCUACUGCCUGAGAACAACAGACCACUGGACCCCACUGUGCUCACGUCUCUGAAAGAACUCUUCAACCGCUACGACACCAACACCACAGCUCUGCACAUGCUGCGGGUGGACUGUCAGGUGGCACGCAUUGUUGGCGUGACACAGGAGCAGUGCAGGCAGAUGGGUGUAGCCUCAGGACUGGAGCUGGUCACACUGCCGCACGGACACCAGCUUCGACAGGACCUGAUAGAGAGACAUGAGCUGAUCUCUCUGGGUCUGGCUGUCGACGUCUUGGGCUGCACUGGGACUGUGACCCAGAGGGCCAUGGUCCUCCACAGGUUCAUCCUCCUGGCCCAGUCUCUGAAGGAGCAUGCCCACGACCUGUUCUCCUUCUCUGCUGUCAUGAAGGCCCUGGAAAUGCCUCAGAUCAUGCGUCUGCAGAUGACAUGGAGAGUUCUUCGCAGGAACCACACAGAGACUGCAGUGUUGUACGAGAAAAAACUGAAACCUUUCGUGAGCGCACUCAACGAUGGCAACGACUCGGUGCUGGAGGGCCCCGUAGCAGUGCCCCACCUGCUGCCUCUGCUUAUGGCCAUGGAAGGCGAGGACCCAGUGGAGAACAGUGACCGUGGCUGUCAGACCCUGUAUGACCUCCUCCAAUCAGCACGCAGCUCAGCCCUCAACUGUAGAGACUACAGGAAACAUGCACACGAACUGCUCACAGGUUGGGAGCCAGUGUCUGAGCUGCUUGAGGCCUGCCGCACAGAGUUUGCCUUGCGCCUUCUCUGGGGACACUCGGGAGCGGCGGCAGAGAGGAGUGAGAGGCACCACAAGUUCCAGCAGAUCCUUAGUGUGCUGUCUGACAAACUGGAGCCUGUUGAGCUGCCAUCAGAGGAGCAGGACACAGCCCCCGAGGAGAGCUGA
Molecule: messenger RNA, 2070 nt
Organism: Knipowitschia caucasica
Lineage: Eukaryota; Metazoa; Chordata; Actinopteri; Gobiiformes; Gobiidae
Source: the annotation of a GenBank genome assembly